This is a messenger RNA of Paraglomus brasilianum, 1197 nucleotides long. NCBI's taxonomy places the organism in Eukaryota, Fungi, Glomeromycota, Glomeromycetes, Paraglomerales, Paraglomeraceae. The record is from the annotation of a GenBank genome assembly.
AUGAGUAAACAAGGCAACGCACUUGUAGAAUAUCUUGGGCGCAAUCUAUCUGCAACUGUUGCAGGGAAACACACGUAUAACCUAUACGUUCUUUCGACAACUCAGGUCGAAACAGAUUCACCCACUCCACAUUUGAACUCAACAGCGAAACGACGACGUUUUGUUGUAUUUCUUGCAGAAGACGCGAUUUUUAUAACUGCUUUAGAAGUACACGAAUACAUUGAAGAUCACGAAGAGAAUGACACUGUUUCUUUAUACAUAUCCAAAGUAGAUACGACAGGCUUCAGUUCGGAAAGCGGUAGUCCUACGAAACCUCUGAUAGCAUCAUUCUUGAAAUACUAUAUAGAAAUUCGCUCUCCAAAACUAUUAAAAAUAAAUGUGUUCGCUCGAGCUCAACCACAGUACCUUUUUACCAAAUCGUUUGGAAACCCUCGGAAGCGCGUUCUGCGCGAUAGUGUACUUGUGAAAUGGUGGAAGAAUGUGAUUGCAGAGACAUUAUCUACAAUUAGCGAUCGACUGAGAGGCAAGACAACUGCCUGGUUCUAUAUCCCUGGCGAAAAUUCAGAACGUUCAGCGCGCAUUCUUAUCAAGGACGAAAACGCUGAACAACAAGAGAAGCCGUUAUGGGCUUAUGGCUACCCAUAUGAUGAUGAUCAAGCCGCAGAGAAUGUUAUACCUCGGUUUAUAGAUGAUGCGAAAGGACGGAUUUUGAGAGAUGUUGCAGGAAGAGACAAUAAGAGAAAGAAAAUAGCAGGUGAGAUGUCUGUGGAGGAAUUUUGGCAAGUGAUGGCAAUAUCAGGUGAAUGUGGUGCUGGUAAAACUACUGGAUUCUUUUGGGUAGAGAUAACCAAUGGGCGUUCAGAGCGGGAUAGCGAAUGGAUAACUGAUGGAAUGCUAGUAAUUGAUGAUACAGAAUUUUCUAGAGUAGUUGAUGAGCUGUUGGAUCUUGAUUUCUGGCCACGUGAGAAAGCAAUUGAAUCGACGCAAAAGUUUAUAGAAAUACUUGGUAGUAAAUGUGAGAUUCAAGAAGUCAAAAUCGAAGUCGAUAAUCAGUUGAAUCAAUUUAAAAAGAUUGAUAAUAGAGUGGUUAAUAAUUUACAGACAUCAGUCAAGAGAAAGAAUCCGCCGUCGGAGAAAGACGGAGAAGCAAGUGUCAAUGUGCUGUCGCCAUCACUAGUCAAGAGAAAGACAAAAUGA